Messenger RNA from Dibothriocephalus latus, 1748 nucleotides. The record is from the annotation of a GenBank genome assembly. NCBI's taxonomy places the organism in Eukaryota, Metazoa, Platyhelminthes, Cestoda, Diphyllobothriidea, Diphyllobothriidae.
UUUGGUUGGAGAAGCCCCACGUCUUAAGCAGAAAACUCUUUGGUGCGCGCCUCCUCAUGUCAUCUGGUGACUUCAAUGUCCGCGUCGUUUAUCCAAAACUAUUUACUGGACUUGAUCCCUUUACCGAGGAAAUUCGUUUCGAUGGUGUUGCCAUUCUAGUCGUUGUUUGUCUAGAUAACCAAGGAUAUCACUUCGUUUCGAGGCACGCAUCCUAUUCUAUUGUUCUCGUAAGCGGAUCCCCAAAGAUCACAUGCGUCGACGUAAAAAGCGUAGAACUUUUUCCACCUCAGUGGUUGACUGAGUGUCUGGAGAGUAGAUUGUGUUAUUGGGCGAGUCUGUCUCUCGAUCAUUCACCCCAGUCGCUAAACCUAGUCGAUUACGAAGACUACCAAAAGGUUUACGCACAAUUAAAAGCGCGCUAUUGGGAAGAUUUGAAAGCGUCAUGGUGUGAAAAAACGGAUCCUGAAAAGUUCAUCCACGAGGAUUUCGGAAUUGCUGCUUACCUUAUAUGUAUAUGGAGCAAUGUGAAAAAGGAUAACGUGUUCUUCGUUGAUAUUGGCUGUGGUAACGGUCUGUUGGUCUACCUGCUAAUAUCAGAGGGUGUAGGAGUCUUCCGUGGAAUAGGCAUCGAUCUAAAAGGAAGAGGAAUGUGGGAACAAUAUCCGGCACAGGUAGCAACUGCUCUUAAAGAGGAGACUUUGGACCCCUCCACUCACCCCGGAUUUCCACAAGCAACACUUCUGAUUGGUAACCACAGUGACGAACUUACUCCGUGGCUACCAAUCCUUGCCACCAAGUCGAAUGCCGACUGUCAGGUCUUCACAAUACCCUGCUGUCCCUUCAGUUUAUAUCAGAAAUUCAACGAUGGACACUACAGUCAGCAUCUAAAGGAUGGAGUAUACCGGCAGCUGACUGGUUACCUGCGGCAUUCCUCAGCCUUUACUACAGAGUCCGCAGAGGAGCACAGUCAGCCAGUUGAAGAGAGCUUUUGGCGUGGUCGUUAUCGACGCUACAUCCGCUACCUAGAGGAUGUGUUUCGCAUCUGCGGCUUUGAACCUGAACUGGAUAUCUUGCGCAUUCCGUCCACUAAAAGGCUCUGUCUCUUAGGCCGUCAGCACGCCAAACACCUCACGCACCCCCAGCGCCUGGAGCAUGUUAACAAACUUCUCGAACUCGAAUCUCGUGCGAGUCCCUCACGCAGCUGCGGCGAUUCGUCCAACAGCACAACUACGUUUGUACCGCGGCCCAGCGAUGAUGGUCGUCAGAUGCCCAACCUCUCGCUGACUGAUCGUGAUCUGAUCUGCCUUGGCGUCUUUCAAAGGGUGCUAGAAGUAAAACCCGAUGUUCAGCACCUACGCGAUCUGGGCUUGACUGUGUCUGAAGACCAAAAAGUACAGACACUUGAUCAGCGUUGGUGGAACCCAGGAGGUCAGCUUUCUUUAAGCGCAGCCAGUGCCAUGUUAACUCCUGACAUGAGGCAGGAUUUAAAGCUGGUAACGGGCGGCCUCCAGACCCUUCUACGAAACCAUCACCAGGCCUUUAUAGCUCACUCUGCCGGUGAGGGCAAAAGAGCACAGGAACCCACUGCACGUGCAGUCGAACUCUUCAAAACCAAACGGUGUUGGAUGGAAGCCAAUCACCCGGAUGGUUGUCCCUACCCCCCGGAGAUCUGCAACUUUGCCCAUUCCUCUGAAAGUCUGCGGCUACCGCCCGCAGAUUCUCUGUCUAAAAGGCCAACGAUAAAUUAA